This is a messenger RNA of Camellia sinensis, 2676 nucleotides long. RefSeq names its product berberine bridge enzyme-like 8. NCBI's taxonomy places the organism in Eukaryota, Viridiplantae, Streptophyta, Magnoliopsida, Ericales, Theaceae. Gene Ontology annotation, molecular function: oxidoreductase activity; FAD binding. The record is from RefSeq and is a predicted model, not a curated record.
CAACCUCCCUACUGUCAAACCUUGACAUCCGCAACCCAUCCUACCCAACCGUCCUCCGAUCCUACAUCCGCAACCGCCGCUUCAACACCUCCUCCAUCCCCAAACCCCUUCUCAUCGUCACUACUAUUUAGGCUUGUUCCGGUGCCGGAAACUGUGACGGUUUUUCGGGUUGUGAAAGGAUUUGAUCAGAACGCAACAGAGCUUUGUUCAUUGAUGGCAAUUCGUUGCAGAUAAGAUCGAUAAUGGGUUGUUUAUGAGGCUUCUGAUUCUGCCAAUUAGUAGUAGAACACAAAAGGGUGUGAACGAUUCGAGCAACAUUCAUUUCAUUGUAUCUGGGUAAUUCAAAUCAACUCAUGACAGUGAUGAACGGAGACCUUCCUGAUGGAAAUGAGUUGGAUUCAAUCUGUGCUUUACUGGGCAAAUUUCAACCCAAACCAAUCCCCAAACGUCCUGCUCGAUCGAACCUAUGCUGCUAAUUUUCAGAAGAGAAAAUCAGAUUAUGUCCAAACUCCGAUUUCAAAAACUGGGUUGGAAUCGAUUUGGAAAAAGAAGAUCGAAUUGGGAAAAACUGGAUUCGUCUUCAACCCAUAUGGAGGGAGAAUGAGUGAAAUUCCAGCGGCGGCAACACCUUCCCCCACCAUAAAAUACAAGUAUUACUCCUACCGCAUUGAAUAAUUACUCCAAAAGUAAACCCCGCUCCAAACCAUAGAAUCUUUAUAUACAUGGUUUGCACAUAACCAACAAUAGUUCUCUCAAAUCUUUCCCAUACCCAAAACAAAACAAAACAAAACAAAAUAAAACAAAAACAAAAACAAAAAAAGCAAACAAUGGAAGAAACUUCACCAUCACAUUUUUUUCUUCUUCUUCUUCUACUUCCUCUAUCAAUGGCAGCCUCAGACUAUGACACUUUUGUUCAAUGUCUCUCAAACCACUCAAUCCCACAAAACCAAAUCUCCACCAUAGUCUAUGCUCCAAACAACCCAUCAUUCACCACCAUCCUCCAAUCCUAUAUUCGAAACCUCCGCUUCGCCACCGCCGCCACCCCAAAACCACUCAUCAUCAUCACCCCCCUCUACGAAACCCACGUUCAGGCCGCCGUUCUCUGCUCCAAACUCACCGGAAAACAGCUCAAAAUCCGCAGCGGUGGCCACGACUACGACGGCCUCUCCUACGUCUCCGCCGCCGGCGUCCCCUUCAUCAUCCUCGACACGUUCAACCUGCGUUCCAUCUCUCUCGACACCACCACCAACACCGCCUGGGUCCAAUCCGGAGCCACCCUCGGCGAACUCUACUUCAAAAUCGCAUCCAUCAGCAAAACCCACGGUUUCCCCGCAGGAGCUUGCUCCACCAUCGCCGUCGGCGGCCACCUCGGCUGCGGCGGCUACGGCAACAUGUUGCGAAAGUACGGGUUAUCGGUCGAUAACGUGCUCGAUGCUCGAAUUGUAGAUGUUAAUGGCCGGGUUUUGGAUCGGAAAGCAAUGGGUGAGGACUUGUUUUGGGCGGUGGCUGGUGGCGGCGCCGCCAGCUUUGCGGUGGUGCUGUCGUAUAAGAUUAGGCUUGUUCUGGUGCCCGAAACUGUAACGGUUUUUCGGGUUGAGAAGACAUUGGAACAGAAUGCGACAGACAUUGUAUAUCGAUGGCAAUUCGUGGCGAACAAGACUGAUAAUGAUUUAUUUGUUAGGCUUCUUAUACAACCAAUUGUUAACAAACAAACCGGUAAGAAAACAAUUAGAACAUCGUUCAUUUCAUUGUUUCUUGGUGAUUCAAAUAGACUCAUGACAGUGAUGAACAGAGACUUUCCUGAAUUGGGUUUGCAAAAACAGGAUUGUAUGGAAAUGAGUUGGAUUCAAUCUGUGCUUUACUGGGCAAAUUUCGACCCAAACAACUCCACAAAUGUGUUGCUAGAUAGAACCUAUGCCGCUAAAUUUUCGAAAAGAAAAUCAGAUUAUCUCCAAACUCCGAUUUCUAAAGUCGGGUUGGAAUCGAUUUGGAACAAGAUGAUGGAAUUGGGAAAACCUGGAUUUGUGUUCAAUCCAUAUGGAGGGAGAAUGGGUGAAAUCCCGGCGGCCGCGACACCGUUCCCUCACCGGGCCGGGAACAUAUUCAAAAUCCAGUACUCAUUGAAUUGGGAUGAGGAAGGAGUUGCAGCAGAGAACAACAAUUUGAAUCAAGUUAGAGAGCUAUACAGUUUCAUGACUCCAUUUGUGUCAAAGUUCCCUAGAGAGUCAUUUCUGUGCUACAGAGAUGUUGAUAUUGGAAUCACACACAAUGGGAAGAAUAGUUACAGUGAAGGUAAGGUGUUUGGGGAGAAGUAUUUUAAGGGUAAUCUUGAUAGGUUGGUGAAAGUGAAGACCAUGGUUGAUCCACAAAAUUUCUUCAGAAAUGAACAGAGCAUCCCUCCAUUUCCAGCAGUAGGAUCUUCAGAAGAAAGUAGAUAUGGAGAUAAGAUCUUGGCGUCUUACAGUUUUAGUUUCUUGUUAAUUGCUUUGGUUAUACUAUUUUAAGUUUUGUUCAUUGUUGUGUUAUUGUUUUUUAUUUUUUAUUUUUCUGAUAAUCAAGUGAGAGAGCACUUUAGCCGCAACUCGACUAAUCCAGAUACUUGAAGUUAAUAAUCUUAAAAUUUGAGAUGUUUGAUAUUCGUGAAAUUCAAUCAUAUGAUUUCUUUUAGAUAGUAAA